UGCCCUAGAUAAUAAUCUUGCCUUUAAUUAUUAUAAUAGUUCAAUUCACUCUAAAUUUUAAACUAAAGGAGAUAAUCGUGAUUUACUGAGCCUAAAAUUUGGUAUGCUACGUAGUUGUACGACGGAGACAACACAUGCUGAUGUGACAUACACUUAAUAAUGUUAUUAAAUGAUAUGAUAUUCUGUUCGAGUUUAAUAGUUUUGAGUGCGCCGCUCAUACCCGCGUGAGUAAAAACUAGCGUUUUUAGUUCUAUCUUCGAAUUCUUUUUGACUUGUACAUAUUAGAUAAUUUUUUUGACUCUUCGGCUGAGUGUAUCUUCGGUCACCAACGGUCAACGUCUGAGAAUAAAGGUGCAAUUAUACUAACGUUUGAGCUGAUAAUAUCGAAAAAUGCUAUGCACAUAUUACAAUAUUGUACGAUGAAAAUGAAAAAAAGAAAAAACGUUUAAUAACAUUGAUAACGUCGAUAGCGGCCAUAUGCGUGCAGUUCCGGUUGGAAUCGAAUCCCUAGAUGAGAUUACGGCGGCGAUAGACUACACGGCGAUGGAAGUUGGAAAUCAUGGCGUUUUCGAGAUACGGGAUAGAUCGGCAGCCUCAGUGAUGACGAGUGGCGAAGAGGCAGAGACAGUAGGGACGAAUAACAAUUAUUAUUAUGAAACGCAGACAACAAAAACGAACGCGGACAGUUACUUGCUAGAUGCAGGUAGACCCCAAGUCCUGCAAUCAGCUGCAGCAGUCGGAUAUUUGCACAUGGGUUUGCGAAGCGCGCAAUGCCUGUGGCGCCAGUAUCGUAAAGCCGUCACCGAACAGGAAACGUUAGCUGUUCGCGAGCAAUUCAAUCGUUUUGUCCGGUUCUGGACGUUAGUGGUCGCCGUCUCGGUGGUUGUCCUGUGGUCCACAUUCGGAUACUUCCACGAGUUGUUUUGUUUUUGCGUCGUCGCGCCACCAGCUGAAUAUGCCAAAGAUGUGAACAGGUACUUGAUKAUGGUGCCGCCGCACGUAGUGGUGACAAACAAAGGCAAAAUGUUCCGGUAUCAACCGACAGCUGAAGAACGUUUCCUAUGGGAAAGCGCAAAAAGAAUUGCAAAUUUCAAAAUUUAA
This is a messenger RNA of Diuraphis noxia (Russian wheat aphid), 1101 nucleotides long. RefSeq lists its product as uncharacterized. The record is from RefSeq and is a predicted model, not a curated record. Lineage: Eukaryota; Metazoa; Arthropoda; Insecta; Hemiptera; Aphididae.